AUGAUGGUGCAGCAGCGUUACCAUGGAGCAACCUUCCCAGGUGAUGCCAUCAAACCUAUGACGGAGAAUUAUGAUGGAGGAAAAGCAGUUUCUGUGCAGCCAGAUCGGAAGGACUUCUGCUUCUCCAACCUGAUUCCAUAUCCCCAGUGGACGAGGCAGGAGAUCCACUUGUCCAAGAAGCACAAGAACCCGAGGGAUCAGCAGUGUGGAAAGGGCUUUGCUUCGAAUUCAGAGCUUACUAUUCAUCACCGUAUCCACACUGGGGAGAAACCUUAUAAAUGCUUGCAGUGUGGAAAGAGCUUUGCUCGGAGUUCAUAUCUUACUGUCCAUCAGCGUAUCCACACUGGGGAGGAACCUUAUAAAUGCUUGCAGUGUGGAAAGAGCUUUGCUCGGCGUUCAAACCUUACUGUCCAUCACCGUAUCCACACUGGGCAGAAACCUUAUAAGUGCUUGCAGUGUGGAAAGAGCUUUGCUUGGCGUUCAAACCUUACUGUCCAUCACCGUAUCCACACUGGUGAGAAACCUUAUAAAUGCUUGCAGUGUGGAAAGAGAUUUGCUGAGCAUUCAAAACUUACUAUCCAUCAGCGUAUCCACACUGGGGAGAAACCUUAUAAAUGCUUGCAGUGUGGAAAGAGCUUUGCUCGGCGUUCAAACCUUAAUAUCCAUCAACGUAUCCACACUGGGGAGAAACCGUAUAAAUGCUUGCAGUGUGGAAAGAGCUUUUGUGGAAAGGGCUUUGCUUCGAGUUCAAAACUUACUAUCCAUCAGCGUAUCCACACUGGGGAGAAACCUUAUAAAUGCUUGCAGUGUGGAAAGAGCUUUGCUCAGAGUUCAUAUCUUACUGUCCAUCAGCGUAUUCACACUGGGGAGAAACCUUAUAAAUGCUUGCAGUGUGGAAAGGGUUUUGCCUCGAGUUCAAAACUUACUAUCCAUCAGCGUAUCCACACUGGGGAGAAACCUUAUAAAUGCUUGCAUUGUGGAAAGAGCUUUGCUCAGAGUUCAUGUCUUACUGUCCAU
Molecule: messenger RNA, 1017 nt
Organism: Euleptes europaea (tarantolino)
Lineage: Eukaryota; Metazoa; Chordata; Lepidosauria; Squamata; Sphaerodactylidae
Product: zinc finger protein 239-like
Exons: 6
Biological process (GO): regulation of cytokine production; negative regulation of transcription by RNA polymerase II; regulation of immune system process
Source: RefSeq, a predicted model, not a curated record